Kuraishia capsulata CBS 1993 is the source of this 729-nucleotide messenger RNA. RefSeq lists its product as uncharacterized. The transcript has 2 exons. Gene Ontology annotation, molecular function: phosphatase activity. NCBI's taxonomy places the organism in Eukaryota, Fungi, Ascomycota, Pichiomycetes, Pichiales, Pichiaceae. The record is from RefSeq and is a predicted model, not a curated record. The coding region runs from base 1 to 729 and encodes 242 amino acids.
AUGACACAAUCAAGUGGAGCUCCAAAGGCGAUUCUGUUCACUGACUGGGAUGGAACAGUCACUCUGCAGGAUUCCAACGAUAACCUUACUGAUAAACUUGGAAUGGGCUAUGAGAAGAGAAAGGUUCUCAAUGACAAAAUCUUGGACGAGACUCUUUCAUUUAGGGAUGGAUUUACUGAGAUGCUGGAGUCCAUCCAUGUUCCGUUUGACAAGUGCAUCGAGCAUCUGUUGAAGGAAAUCGAACUGGACCCUGGAUUCAAGAAGACUUAUGAAUGGUGCAAUUCUCAGGGAAUUCCUGUGGUGGUUGUUUCCAGUGGAAUGAAGCCUAUCAUUCAGGCCCUUUUAACCAAACUCGUUGGUGUGGAGGCUGUCGAGAACAUCGAAAUCAUUUCCAACUCUGUGCAAGUCAACGAUGACAAAUCCUGGAAAAUCGUCUACAAGGAUGAUUCCAGUUUUGGUCACGACAAGUCUCGUUCAAUCAGGGAGUAUCUGGCACGUUUGCCCGAGGGGAGCAAGCCUGACCUGUUCUACUGUGGUGAUGGUGUAUCUGACUUGAGUGCUGCUAGAGAGACUCAUUUGUUAUUUGCCAAGAGAGGAAGGGACCUGGUGACCUACUGUAGAAGAGAAGGCAUUCCUUUCACUCAAUUUGACUCAUUUGCAGACAUUCUAGAUAAGAUCCAGCAAGUUGUCAGAGGUGAGAAGCCCAUCACUUUCUUCGCUGAAAAAUGA